AUGGCGCUCCAUUCGAUCUACGCACGCGGUUUCGCAUUCGCAUUGAUCCUGCUAUUGUGUGGGGCGUCCAAGACGAUCAGACUAGCCCAGGCGUGGGUAAUUCCGCAGAUCCACGUCCGGUACACCUUCGACCGAUCCCCGCGAUUCCAUCCAUCCCGUUCGCUGGACUAUCCACCGGUCUCGGACCCCGCAACCCGAUUGCGUGCAGGUAACAGCAACAACAAUGACGGCAGUGAUGACGACCGUGACAGUGCGCCAAUCAUCGUCGAGCGACCAGAUCCAUCCGUCUUGGUAGCCGCUCGCGACGACGACUCACAGAAAUUGGCGAUUGCGGCUGUCGGUGGCGUCUUGACGGUUGGAACUCUUGCGGUGGUACAGGUCCUCAAUACAAUGGAAGCAAUCUUGCCCAACGGUUGGUUCGCCUUGUGGAGGGAUUACACCUGGCCCGUCCCCAUGGGCGCCAUUUUCGUCGCCGCCGGAGUCGCCCAUUUCGCGCUCAAGGAUACCUUCAUUGCCAUGGUUCCUCCCCAGGGGGUUUGGGGAGGACUCUGGCAAGUCCCCGCUCCCGGGGCCGACGAAUGGAACCUUUCCUACGCCGAGUACCACGUCUACUGGACCGGCGUGGCCGAACUCGGUGGUGGACUCCUGCUCCUCACUAGUGGACUGGGACUCACCCCGCUGCCCGUGCAGAUACCCGCGGCUCUGCUAUUCGCGCUCACGCUCGUCGUUACGCCGGCCAAUACCUACAUGUACACGCACGAUAUCCAGGCACCCAAGUUACCCCCGAUUCCCUAUCCCGAAGGACACUACGGACGAGCCGCACUCCAGUGUGUGCUCCUCGCCAUCUUUUGGAAAUUGGCCACGUCGUAGCUAGUAAACGCGACGAUCCGUCAAAGGUGCCCGCUGGCAUCUUUCCCUGUACUCAUAAAAAGCUUCUACUACAGUUACGUCGCAAGGAAAUAGUCCCCAAACGCUAGUUCUCCC
Molecule: messenger RNA, 984 nt
Organism: Phaeodactylum tricornutum CCAP 1055/1
Lineage: Eukaryota; Bacillariophyta; Bacillariophyceae; Surirellales; Neidiaceae
Exons: 2
Coding region: 1-870 (289 amino acids)
Source: RefSeq, a predicted model, not a curated record